Messenger RNA from Neoarthrinium moseri, 1272 nucleotides. RefSeq lists its product as uncharacterized. The coding region runs from base 1 to 1272 and encodes 423 amino acids. NCBI's taxonomy places the organism in Eukaryota, Fungi, Ascomycota, Sordariomycetes, Amphisphaeriales, Apiosporaceae. The transcript has a single exon. Gene Ontology annotation, molecular function: transmembrane transporter activity. Gene Ontology annotation, cellular component: membrane. The record is from RefSeq and is a predicted model, not a curated record. Gene Ontology annotation, biological process: transmembrane transport.
AUGGGGCUUGAGGCGCAGCUACAUCUAGUUGGAGACAACUACUCCAACGCCUCCUCCGCAUUCUUCAUUGCUGUACUCCUCUUCUCACUGCCGAAUAUGGUGCUACUCAACCGCCUUCCUGUAGCAAAAUGCUUAGCAGUAAAUCUCCUCGGCUGGGGCCUCUGUACGGCCUGCCAUGCUAGCCUCAGCAACUAUGCCGGGCUUGUCACUCUUCGAGUCCUCAGCGGAGCCUUCGAAUCCGGCAUACCACCUGCCUUGAUGCUUCUCAGUAGCCAGUACUUCACAUACCAAGAGCAAGCCCCCCGCUUUGCAUGUUGGUACACGGGAUUGGGCAACGGACAGAUUCUUGUGGCACUGAUCUCAUUCGGUUUCCAACACAUGGCACCCACCGCGGCCCUGUCCAGUUGGAAGACCAUGUUUCUGGUCUUGGGACUGGUCACUGCAGCCGUGGGGAUUUUCGUGCUUUUCUUCGUUCCAAACUCGCCCAUGAAGGCCAAGUUCUUAUCUGACGUUGAAAAGGUGACUUUGCUCCAGCACAUCAAGGUCAACCAAACUGGUAUCGACAGCAGGCGUGUCCACCCUGGUCAAAUAGUUGAAGGUCUACUGGAUCCCGCAUGCUGGGGUAUCUUCUUGCUUGUGGCACUGCAAUCGUCUGGUUCGGGCGUGGUCACAGCCUACUCGGCAACAAUCCUGACUUCGUUUGGCUACACCCCCAAACAAGCAGCAUUAUUAAACAUCCCGUCUGGCGCGGUAAACAUUAUAUGUGUAUUGUGCUACUCAUUCAUAGUAAGAUACUACGGGUAUCGGUGGCUAUUCAAUGCAGGGGCGGGUGUGGUGGGUGUUACGGCGGCAGCGUUGAUGUGUUUUCUCCCCAACAGCAACAGGUCGGGUUUGCUGGCCGGGUUGUACCUGAUCAAUGUUCUUCCCGGCGCCACAACCAUCGCAUUCCAAUGGCUCACUUGCAAUACCGCAGGGCAUACCAAGCGAACAUACGCUACGGCGGGGUUAAACGCAGCGUUUGCCAUUGGAAACAUCAUUGGGCCACUGACCUUUCGUGCUCAAGAUGCACCUAAUUUCAGGCCUGCAAAGCUGGCAUUGGUAAUAUUGUGGUCAAUCUCUGUGGCGGUAGCCGUUCUCUGUCGUUUCUAUUAUGUCGCCAUGAAUCAAAGGAGAGAUAAAUUGGCUGAGGCGGAAGGUGAAAAGGUGGCCAUUGACAAGGCGUACGCUGGACUAACGGACAAGGAGAACUUGAGUUUCCGAUAUCACUUGUAG